GGGAACUCUGUUGCUACACUUGUUGGCCAUACACAAUGUGUGUCAGCAGUUGUGUGGCCGCAACAUGGAGAAAUUUAUUCAGCAUCGUGGGACCAUUCUAUAAGAAGAUGGGAUGUCGAGACGGGCAAAGAUUUGUUUAAUAUUUUUUGUGGUAAGGCACUCAACUGCCUUGACGUUGGAGGUGAAGGUUCCACUCUCAUUGCUGCUGGUGGCUCAGACCCCACCGUUAGGAUAUGGGAUCCUCGUAAGCCAGGCACAUCUUCUCCUAUCUUUCAAUUCCUGUCCCAUAAAUCCUGGAUUUCAUCUUGCAAGUGGCACGAUAAAUCUAGUUUCCAUUUGCUGUCUGCAUCUUAUGAUGGGAAAGUUAGGCUGUGGGAUCUAAGAACUGCGUGGCCUUUAGCUGUAAUUGACUCUCACAAAGACAAGGUACUGGCUGCUGAUUGGUGGAAAGGUGACAGUGUUGUCAGUGGUGGGGCAGACUCUAAACUUCGCAUCUCGUUGGGAAUUUGCGUGUUGUAAGGCAGAAAGCUGUGCUGGUAAAGAUAUCGAUUUACCAGAAAACGACCACCUUAAUUGUGACCGACUACGAAAGGCUCUGAUGCUGCAAUCCUUGCCCCCCCUUGUUUCUUCGAGUCUUUCUUUCAGGUCCGUUUUCCUUUUAGUCUUCGGUAGAGCUGGUGCCAGAGGCUCUGGAGUAGAAAUAGUAAAUUUCACAUUUUUGGUCCGUUUAGUUGUAAAACCAAACCAAACUUUUAUCCUUUUGAAGAGAGCUCGCUAAAUGGGCUGAGUGAAACCUGAUAUUGGCUUCUUAUUUAUAUUUGAUUUUUGUUUUUUUUUUUUGUUUUUUUUUUUUGAGUUUACCCUUGUAAUUCCUGGAGUCUGGAUGCAAACAUGAUUAGUUUUGUCAAUUAGUGAUAUAUUUGAUCCAAAAUUUACACAUCAGUGAUAAAAUUUAUAUUA
Molecule: messenger RNA, 960 nt
Organism: Cucurbita pepo subsp. pepo (vegetable marrow)
Lineage: Eukaryota; Viridiplantae; Streptophyta; Magnoliopsida; Cucurbitales; Cucurbitaceae
Source: RefSeq, a predicted model, not a curated record